Molecule: messenger RNA, 2032 nt
Organism: Tachysurus vachellii
Lineage: Eukaryota; Metazoa; Chordata; Actinopteri; Siluriformes; Bagridae
Gene: parp2
Product: poly (ADP-ribose) polymerase 2
Exons: 16
Coding region: 164-1852 (562 amino acids)
Molecular function (GO): NAD+ poly-ADP-ribosyltransferase activity
Source: RefSeq, a predicted model, not a curated record
CCUGGUUGUUUUCGCGCCAAACGGAAACAGCUCCUUGGUAACGAUACAGAUCGAGUGUUAGCUUCAUCUCCUUAUUUACAUCACUGGGGCUCAGAGUUUGUUUAAUAUUCAUGUAAAAGUUAGAAGAGUUUAUCACUUUUAUAACUGUGACACUGUCAGAGAAAUGAGACGAACACGGAGCAGCAGGAAUAAAGCUGAGGUGAAGGAAGAGCUGGAGGCAGUGUGUGUAGAUGAAGGUGGAGGGUCAAGUGGUCUCAGGAUUGAGGAGGAAGAGGAGGAGAAGCCUGUUACUAAAAAGAGGCGAGGAAGAAUGAAGAAAUGUGAACCUACUGAGGAGCUGGACAGUAAAGAAGUGCUGAAGACGAUGGUGAUGAAGGGGAAAGCUCCAGUCGAUGUAGAGUGUAAAGCCAAACUAGGGAAGGCUCACGUCUACAGUGAAGGGAACGAUGUCUAUGAUGUCAUGCUAAACCAGACCAACCUUCAGUUUAACAAUAAUAAGUACUACCUGAUCCAGUUGCUGCAGGAUGACCAGGCCAAGAUCUACAGCGUGUGGAUGAGGUGGGGGAGGGUGGGAAAAGUCGGACAGAACACUUUGGUGCCGUGUGGUGCAGAUCUCGCUAAAGCCAAAGACGUCUUUAUGAAAAAGUUCUUUGAUAAGACUAAAAACGAAUGGACACAACGAGCAAACUUUGAGAAAGUUGCUGGAAAGUAUGACAUGGUGUUCGUGGACUACAGCCCGAAGGACAACGAGGAGAACAUGGCCGUGACGUCCCCUCCCUCUAUGAUGAAGCCAUCACAGCUGGACGUCAAACUUCAGUCUCUCAUGGAGAUGAUUUGUGACAUUAAAGCCAUGGAGGAGUGUGUGCUUGAGAUGAAGUUCGACACGAAAAAAGCUCCUCUUGGGAAGCUGACAGUGGAGCAGAUCAGAGCAGGAUACUCCUCUCUGAAGAGAAUCGAACAGUGUCUGAGGAAGAAAAGCAGCAAUAAACAACUUCUGGAGGCCUGCAAUGAGUUUUACACUCGCAUUCCACACGACUUUGGUUUGCGACCUCCUCCAAUUAUCCGGAGUGAUGAGGAGCUGAUGGAAAAAACUGCUUUGCUGGAGGCACUGAGUGAUAUAGAGAUAGCAGUGAGGAUGGUACAGUCUGGAUCUGUGAGUGAUGAAAAUCCUUUGGAUAAAAACUACAGGUCUCUGAAAUGUCUUCUCCAACCUCUUGAGUCACACACACCUGAGUAUCAGGUAAUUGUGAGAUAUCUGCAGUCAACUCAUGCAGCCACUCAUAAUGAUUACACCAUGACUGUGCUGGACAUCUUCAGAGUAGAGCGUGAUGGAGAGAAAGACAACUUUCUGUCUGACCUUCACAACAGGAUGUUACUGUGGCAUGGUUCUCGUCUAUCUAACUGGGUCGGAAUUCUCAAUCAGGGUCUCCGAGUCGCUCCACCUGAAGCUCCAGUCACCGGCUACAUGUUCGGUAAAGGGAUUUAUUUUGCUGACAUGUCAUCUAAGAGCGCUAACUACUGUUUCUGCAGUGGGAAGAACAACGUGGGAUUACUCUUACUGAGCGAGGUCGCUCUUGGAAACUGUAACGAGCUUCUGGAUGCAAAUUAUGAUGCUGACAAACUGCCUUCAGGGAAACACAGUAAUAAAGGCCUGGGCCAGACCGCCCCUGACUCCAAAAAUUUCACCACACUGGACGGUGUGACGGUUCCCCUGGGACCUGCAGUGAAAACCAGCGUGGGACGCAGUGGAGGAUACACACUCCUCUAUAACGAGUAUGUGGUGUAUAAUCCUGCUCAGAUACGCAUGAAGUACCUGCUGAGGAUCCAGUUUAACUACUCAGCACCGUGGUGAGAGUGUGUGUGUGUGUGUGUGUGUGUGUUAAGAGAAUGUACAAAUUUCUUCUGGUGUAAAAUCUUCACCACUUUUCAGUGACAGAAUAUAAAACCCCUUUUCCAAGAAGCAGAAGAGAUUUCAGUUUAGUUUUGGAUUAAAUAAAACUGAUAUUUUAAAAAUAAAUAUUUUCCAUCUGUA